UGCGCGAACCCAGAAGUUGCGCACACGUCAAAUGCAAAUGCCCAGCAGCCGCGCGACGCAAAAACAAAUGUAACCACUAACUGAAUGUCUCACGGGGCAGUGAUACAGAGAUAAUUCAGCAAAAUCUGGGUAGAGUUAACCACCCUCCAUUUAGAGGAUUCUUGUUUACGAGGUUGAGGACACUGAGCAAUGGACGUAAGAUUCUUGUAACCAGCUACUUCCGCUACAAAGUAAUACAGUGACACGCCUUAGGAUGUUUAACAUGCCCCCAUUAUGAUGUAAUUUCUUAUAUCCCGGAGUUACAAGUUGUUUGGCAGGUAACUGUCGGGAAUCUGACAUGUAAAGCGUUUCGAAAAUUGCCGCCCUAGUCGGCUCCGCACAGCCAUAUAGAACAUGACGAGCCAGUCUUGGCUGGAGUCAUCGCUCCACCGUUCCUCCAAACUAGGACGUGAAGUGUUGGAGAGGGCGCGCAAACGGAGUGUGCGCUGGACGAACACCAGUCCAUAUGACAGUCGCACUUCAGCUGAAUCGACUGCCACUGGAGAGAUACACCUACCAGAAGACGAGCAGAUAAUGGACCACCCAGACAAUCUUCAUAAGAGUCUGGAUAAUGCCUUUGACAGAAUAGUAGAGUUCAUGGAUCAUACUUCUUACGAAUGCAAGAACUUCUACAAGUUGGUUCCAGAGCCCAGUGACCAUGAGAGGCAGCAUGUAUGUCACUUUCAUUCAGGUAGACCAGCUCUACCCGGUCCCUCAACUCUACCUCCAGCUACCUCCAGUAGGAAACGUGUGCCUGUGCCUGUUAAGGACUCUGUAAAGAGUCAGUGUGGAGCUGAGGACUUCCACAUUGUGCUGUCACCAGGAAGCUAUGCCAUCACUGCAGGCAUACAGGGCAACACUCCACAGACUCAGGUGGUGCGUGUCAGCCCUGGAGAAAGCAUGAGCCUGACCUUUAACCUUUGACUUCUCAUUUGAUUUGUUGGAUUAACAGUGAGACUUUCUUUGCAUCGAAA
Alosa sapidissima (American shad) is the source of this 1013-nucleotide messenger RNA. RefSeq names its product A kinase (PRKA) interacting protein 1 (gene akip1). Gene Ontology annotation, biological process: regulation of non-canonical NF-kappaB signal transduction. Gene Ontology annotation, cellular component: nucleoplasm. NCBI's taxonomy places the organism in Eukaryota, Metazoa, Chordata, Actinopteri, Clupeiformes, Clupeidae. The transcript is spliced from 4 exons. The record is from RefSeq and is a predicted model, not a curated record. The coding region runs from base 394 to 963 and encodes 189 amino acids.